AAGUCAUACUGGUGCCAGGCGGUAGUUAAUAUUCGUUAGUUAUUAGAUUGAGUGCGUUGUAUAGUUAAACGCUAAAGUUAAAGUAGUGAAGUGACCGUWGUUAAGUAUAAUACUUAUAAGUAGACCAGAUAAGUCAGACGUUUUAAAGUCUUGUCGUCAUCCUAAUAUCUUCGGUAUACUUGACUAUCAUCGCAUCAKAGGAUUUGUGUUGUUSUUCUUAGUUGUCGAGUGGUGUUUUUACAAUUAACAUCGAUCACUGACGUCUUUUUUCGUGGCUUCCAAUCACACAGCUGAGCUCUUAAAGGGAUUUUACUAAUUUACCUUCAGUUAUUUUUCGAACUUCAACAUGCCUGAAUUCGUUGGYGACUUUGAUSAAACGGAAUUUGAACGGUUGUCGUUUAAUUACUUAGACAUGUCUUCGGUAUUCCACCUGAAAGAUGUCAAUUACACCAGACAGUUUGCGCACAUUUACGCCCACAGACUGGUACARAUGAGAGACAUUUUGCAAGUAAAAAUACAACAAAAAUGGGGCAAGAAGUGUGAUGUUUAUAAAUUAUCUGAAUUACAUGAUAAAAUUGGAGAGGAAUGUAUUGUAAUAGGCACACUAUUUAAACAUCAAGAACUAAAACCUAGUAUUUUAAAGGAAAUUAGUGAAGAAAACAAUUUGAUACCUCAACCGCCUAGAACUCAUUUUGUUUCCGAUACAGAUGAAGUCAUAUUGGAAGAUGAAUUACAAAGAGUGCCUUUAACAUUUGAUGGAUUGAAUGACAAUAGUUUAUCUUUAAAUAAUAUUAUGACUGGAUGUAUUAUAGCAGUAAAAGGUAUCCCUCAUGAUGGUGGAAAAUUUGAUGUAAUGGAUUUUUGUUGGCCUACACCAUCAGCUGUUUCUAAAAAACUCACUACUCGUAGUUCAAGAGAUGAUAGGUUUCUUGUAUUAAUAAGUGGCUUAGAAUUAGCUACUAAUGUUGCUACUCAUUCAUGUUAUCCGUUCGAAGGACAAGAUCCAUUUAUUAUAAAAGAAAUGCCAGACGUGUUCUUUGUAUCAAAUCAACAAUCAUUUCAGACAUCACUUAAAACAAAUAGCAGUGGCAAAUCUACUAGACUUAUAAGUGUGCCAUCUUUUUCAUCAACUCAAACUUGUGUUYUACUGAACCUCAAUAAUCUAGAAUGCCAUCCAAUAUCGUUUAAGACAUUCGCUCCUUAGUACCAUUCAAUAUUAUUUCAAAAUGUAAUUUUGUUUCAUUUAAGAUUUAUUGUUCA
This is a messenger RNA of Diuraphis noxia (Russian wheat aphid), 1260 nucleotides long. It is a transcript of the gene PolD2, whose product is annotated as DNA polymerase delta subunit 2. The record is from RefSeq and is a predicted model, not a curated record. Gene Ontology annotation, cellular component: delta DNA polymerase complex. Gene Ontology annotation, molecular function: DNA binding. Lineage: Eukaryota; Metazoa; Arthropoda; Insecta; Hemiptera; Aphididae. Gene Ontology annotation, biological process: DNA strand elongation involved in DNA replication; DNA replication.